Crotalus tigris (Tiger rattlesnake) is the source of this 5300-nucleotide messenger RNA. It is a transcript of the gene MYO1F, whose product is annotated as myosin IF. The record is from RefSeq and is a predicted model, not a curated record. Gene Ontology annotation, cellular component: myosin complex; cytoplasm; actin cytoskeleton. NCBI's taxonomy places the organism in Eukaryota, Metazoa, Chordata, Lepidosauria, Squamata, Viperidae. The transcript has 28 exons. Gene Ontology annotation, molecular function: actin filament binding; ATP binding; microfilament motor activity. Gene Ontology annotation, biological process: actin filament organization; vesicle transport along actin filament. The coding region runs from base 155 to 3472 and encodes 1105 amino acids.
GUUGCACAAAGAGUUGUUGAAGGACACAAAGCUCGCUUGCUUGCAACUCUGCCAUGUCCCCCGGGAAAACUUGGUGAAUCAAGACGAUAACUGGCCCAUCUUGGUGGUAGAUUAAUCUUGGCCACCAAGCUGGAGAGCAGACAGGAAGAAGGCCAUGGGCAGCAAGGAACGCUUUCAUUGGCAAAGCCACAAUGUCAAACAGAGCGGGGUGGAUGACAUGGUCUUGCUCUCCAAAAUUAAUGAAGAUGCCAUCGUUGAAAAUCUGAAGAAACGUUACAUGGAUGAUUACAUCUUCACCUAUAUUGGACCAGUCCUUAUAUCUGUCAACCCCUUUAAGCAGAUGCCCUAUUUUACAGAUCGAGAAAUUGAACUCUACCAAGGAGCGGCUCAGUAUGAGAAUCCACCUCACGUUUAUGCACUCACAGACAACAUGUACCGCAAUAUGCUCAUUGAUGGAGAGAACCAGUGUGUCAUCAUCAGUGGUGAAAGUGGCGCUGGGAAAACAGUGGCUGCAAAAUACAUCAUGGGAUACAUUUCCAAGGUGUCGGGAGGAGGCGAAAAGGUGCAGCAUGUCAAAGACAUCAUUCUCCAGUCCAAUCCAUUACUUGAAGCUUUUGGCAACGCCAAGACCGUGAGAAAUAAUAACUCCAGUCGAUUUGGGAAAUACUUUGAGAUCCAGUUCAGUCGUGGUGGUGAGCCCGAUGGAGGAAAGAUCUCCAAUUUCCUACUGGAAAAAUCCCGGGUGGUGAGCCAAAACCAGAGCGAAAGGAACUUCCACAUUUAUUAUCAGCUUAUUGAGGGUGCUUCCCAAGAUCAGAAACACAACCUGGGCAUUAUGAGCCCAGAUUAUUAUUAUUAUUUAAACCAGGCAGAGACCUACAAAGUGGAUGGCACAGAUGAUCGGAGUGAAUUCCAUGAGACCAUGAGUGCCAUGGAUGUGAUUGGCAUCACAGGCCAAGAUAAGCAACUUGUCGUACAGAUUGUAGCUGGUAUUCUCCAUCUAGGGAACAUCAGUUUCGAGGAGAAAGGGAACUAUGCUCAAGUGGAGAAUUCAGACUUGCUAGCUUUUCCCGCCUACCUUUUGGGAAUUGACAAGGACCGCCUAGAUGAGAAGCUCACCAGUCGGAAAAUGGACAGCAAAUGGGGUGGCCGGUCAGAGUCCAUUAAUGUAACCCUCAAUGUAGAACAAGCGUCCUAUACUCGUGAUGCCCUAGCCAAAGGCCUUUAUGCCCGGGUCUUUGACUUCCUCGUUGAGUCCAUCAACAAAGCCAUGCAGAAACCAAAUGAAGAAUACAGUGUUGGUGUCCUAGACAUUUAUGGUUUUGAAAUAUUCCAGAGAAAUGGCUUUGAACAGUUCUGCAUUAACUUUGUGAAUGAAAAACUUCAACAGAUCUUCAUUGAAUUGACACUUAAAGCAGAGCAGGAAGAGUAUGUCCAGGAAGGCAUCAAGUGGACCCCAAUUGAAUAUUUCAACAACAAAAUUGUGUGUGAUCUCAUUGAAAACAAAGUGAAUCCUCCUGGAAUUAUGAGCAUCUUAGAUGAUGUUUGCGCUACUGUGUAUGCAAAGGGCGAGGGGGCCGACCAGAUCUUGCUGCAGAAGCUGCAGUCCGGAGUGGGGACCCACGAGCAUUUCAACGGCUCCAGUUCAGGAUUCAUCAUCCACCACUAUGCUGGCAAGGUCUCCUAUGACGUAAACGGCUUUUGUGAACGAAAUCGGGAUGUGCUUUUCACCGACCUGAUAGAACUAAUGCAAACCAGUGAAUUUGCUUUCAUCCGGAUGCUUUUCCCAGAAAAACUUGAUUCAGAUAAAAAAGGACGGCCCACUACAGCUGGAUCCAAAAUUAAGAAACAGGCCAACGAUCUUGUGAAAACGCUGAUGAAAUGCACACCUCAUUACAUCCGUUGCAUUAAACCCAAUGAGACGAAGAGGCCGCGAGACUGGGAAGAGAGUAGGGUGAAGCACCAAGUGGAGUACCUGGGACUGAAGGAGAAUAUCCGAGUCCGUCGAGCUGGAUUUGCAUAUCGCAGAGUCUUUCAUAAAUUCCUGCAAAGGUAUGCCAUCCUGACCCCAGAAACGUGGCCAAGGUGGCGAGGGGAUGAACGCCAAGGAGUCCAGCACUUGUUAAGGUCUGUCAACAUGGAUGUGGAUCAGUAUCAGAUGGGCCGCACAAAGAUUUUUGUCAAGAAUCCAGAGUCGCUCUUCCUCCUUGAGGAAAUGCGGGAACGAAAGUUUGAUGGGUACGCCCGGGUCAUCCAGAAAGCGUGGCGCCAUCACAUCGCCAUCAGGAAGUAUGAGCAGAUGCGAGAAGAAGCGUCCCAUAUCCUGUACAACUUCAAAGAGAGACGACGGAACAGCAUCAACCGGAAUUUCGUGGGGGAUUAUCUGGGCAUGGAAGACAAACCAGAACUACGCCAGUUUUUGGGCAAAAGGGAGAGAAUCGAUUUUGCUGAUUCAGUCACCAAGUACGACAGGCGGUUUAAGCCCAUCAAGCGGGACUUAAUCUUAACACCCAAACACCUGUAUCUGAUUGGCCGAGAGAAGGUGAAAAAGGGUCCUGAGAAAGGGCAGAUCCAGGAGGUGCUAAAGAAGAAAGUGGAGGUCCAAAGAGUGAAUCGAGUAUCUCUCAGCACGAAACAGGACGAUUUUUUCAUCUUGCACGAAGCCGAGGCGGAUACAUUCCUGGAAUCCAUCUUCAAGACAGAAGUCAUUAGCCUGCUGUGCAAACGCUACGAAGAAGCCACUCGAGGAAAGCUCCAACUCCAUUUCAGUGACACACUACAAUUCCGUGUGAAGAAGGAAGGCUGGGGCGGAGGAGGAACCCGGACGGUGACUUUUAUGAAUGGUCCAGGCAACGUGGCUCUUCUCAAAUCGUCGGGAAAAAAUCUUUGUGUCAGCAUCGGGAGCGGGCUGCCUAGAAAUUCCAAGCCCACCAGGAAAGGAAUCCAGCAAAGCAGAGGCCGUCCUCCCAAGCACCCACCACCAUCCCGAGCUGCUCCAGCGAUUCCAAGAGGAGGAAAUCAAUCGGUUAUCUGCAGGAAUGGAGCUGCUCAACUUCCUUACAACACCAGGCAACAAGAACAGACCUAUUGCAGUCCCCGAAGGCCUGGAUCAGGACCGCCGGCCACAGCACUUCCGAAACAAAGCAUGGCACGGCGGCCAAAGGCCAGGUUACCCCCAGAUCACAACAUGGAGUUCCUCAGUGUCCCCGACCAGGGCAUGGCAGGGACACAGAGGAAAAGAAGCAUUAGCCAAAGGCCACCUCCUGCUGCAGGAAGACCCAAACCACAACCCAAGGUCUCUGGACCACGUUGUCGGGCUUUGUACCGGUAUCUUAGUCAGGAUGUGGACGAGCUGAGCUUCAAUGUGGGUGAUGUCAUAGACCUCUUGAUGGAAGAUCCCUCUGGAUGGUGGAAGGGUCGUUUCCAUGGCCGAGAAGGACUUUUUCCUGGGAAUUACGUAGAGAAGAUCUGAAGAGAAAUGCCAGUCUGAAACCGGAAGUAAGAGGCAAGAUAGGAAUGGGUAAAUUAGCCAUUUCAUGGAGGCAAAUUGUGCUAAGCACAAAGAAACUCUUACCUGGAUAGAUUUCAAAACGGCAACCUUUUUGUUUAAGAACCUCACUUAGUCAAGAGAGAAGACAUAAAGCUCGCCCUAGUACUUUUCUCCACUUGUAUGAUCUUUUAAGGUGCUCAGAUGCUACUUAAGAAAAGCGUUGAGAAUGUAGAAAUGUUUUAAAUAACUAGCCGAGGAGUACUGUAUACAUGUGGGAGGUACUGCACUGCUUGCUGGGUAUCGACACCCGAUGCAAUCUUGUUGGGGGCAUUAUAUAUAAUUAAAUAUCAAAUUUUAAAACACAAGGAUUUCACUUGUCUUCUUUGGUUUCCCAAUAGGGCACUUAUUAAACGUUAGAGCUUGUUUAUUAAGAUGGCUGGUAAAAUUAGUUUUAUGAAGGGGUAUCAAAAUGAAUGGAAUAAUUUGGCUUAAUGUCACUGAUAGAAGUGGUAUUAAAUUGAUGCCUUUCUUUCCCAUAAUUUCAUCACAUGAAUUUAAUAUACUACUUGUUUUUCAAAAAUUGCCUCUUGGAAGAAUAAAUUCAAUAUGUAUGUAUAGAAUACUGGAUUUACAGCCCAUAUUUCUUAUGGUGGUAUACAUGCAGAAGGAUCUCUUAAUCUUAGUCCCACAGUGAACUAAAAGGGGAUGGUCCCAAAAUAUUGAACUUGGGAUAUUCCAGGCCCAAGUAAAAAGUGCCCCCUCCCCAUAUUAACUGUCAUUAAUACUCAACUCAGGAAAGAAACCUGAGUAAUGUAGUUUUAGCUAGUCAGCUAUAUCAUAUGAGCAGGUCAGUGGGAGGAGUUACUAUAGUCAGCUAUAUUAUGUUAGCAGGUCAGUGGGAGGAGUUACUAAAGUUCAUUACAGGAUACACUGGCUACGUGGCCAGUUUGGAAUGCUUUUGUCUGAGAUAAGUAUUGGGCCACGACAGGACUCAGAUGGUAUGGAGGAAGCAUUCAUUAAUUUCUUACUGUUCAGAUCCAGAGUUAAGUUGCUUUAUAAAUCCAAAUCUUACAGAUAACUUAAGAAUGAUUCCAAAAUAGACAUUUUAUUCAGAAGGAAAUACUUGCAGUUUUGGUUGCUUCUGGAUAUCAUAGAUCUGUUCAUCCUUAUAGGUAAGAAAUUAAUGCUUCCUCCAUACCAGUUUGUAGCGUGGAAUGGGACCAUCUGAGUCCUGUCAUGGCCCCAUACUUAUCUCAGACAAAAGCAUUCCAAACUGGCACGUAGCCAGUGUAUCCUGUAAUGAACUUUAGUAACUCCUCCCACUGACCUGCUAACAUGAUAUAGCUGACUAGCUAAAACUACAUUACCCUUAAGCCAUCUCUUAAGGAGACAGUACUUAACCCAAUAAAUGCCAAACAUUCUAACACAGAGAGAUACAUGCUCUAGUCAGGAUUAUAUAAUCCAGAACAAGGUAGAUAAGUAUGUAUUAUGGUUCCUGAUUUUUUUUUUUAAGCAUGGCCAUGGACCAGGCAAGUUAGGAGUACUGUAACUAGAUUUUAGUAUAAAUGAAAGACAACAAUCCAAGGAUAACGCUACAUAGCAAUUUGUGCCAAUACCUUUCUAAAAAGAAAAGGUUUUGAAACAGUAAAACCAGCAGUAAAGUAAAAUAUAAACUUUUAUUUAGAAUUAAAGCGAAUACUUCAGUAUCACAAACACACAAUAUUAAACUUCCAAGAAAUAUAUUGCUAAUUUGGAGUGAGCAUUUAUUUUUGCACAAUUACAACAUGCGGACAAGUCCAGGGGAAAAAAA